Molecule: messenger RNA, 817 nt
Organism: Rubroshorea leprosula
Lineage: Eukaryota; Viridiplantae; Streptophyta; Magnoliopsida; Malvales; Dipterocarpaceae
Source: the annotation of a GenBank genome assembly
AGAGAAACAUUCCUCUUCAGCACUUUCUUCACAACCAAACGUGGCUUCCAACAAUGCCAUCCCCGUCCCCAAUGCCGCAACACGUUGUUCAAGCAAAAAUGGCUCCGCAGGGCUUAUGUCACCUUGUUGCCUAGAAACGGGGACGAUUGGAAGGGCGUGGAGGGGUUAGCCAGGGGGUUGAGGAAAGAGAAGAGUAUGUACUCAAUUGUGAUAGCCAUCCUACCGGACGUUCCUGAGGAACACCGGAAGAAGCUGGAGGGCUUAGGGUGCAUAGUGAAGGAGAUUCAACCAGUGUAUCAGCUCAAGCUAGAUGAAUAUACCCAGUUAGCAUAUAUCCAUGUUCCCCUAUGUCACCAAGGACUCCAAGAUCUAUCUCUGGCGAUUUGAGGAGUACAGCAAUAUGAUAUACUUAGAGGGAGACAUACAAGUCUUUGACAACAUCGACUCCCCUUUUGACUUACCAGAUUGCUGCAUCUACGUCCCGUUGGGCUGUUCCUGCACGGGAGCGGGGAGUCAGUGCCCGGAAAGUUCCAAGUGGCCAACAGAGCUCGGUCCCAAGCCUGGGUACUACAAUAGUGCCAGCAUGUUCCUCUUUGAGCCCGAUACGUCCAUCUUAUAUGUUCUAUUGACUAUGCUCCAAAGAAUCAAUCGAUCCCAACUGAUCCCUUCCCUUCUGCCGAACAGGUGAUUCAACUUAAUCUGAUCUUCAACUGCAUUUCUUUUCCUUUUUCUUUUUUAGAUUUAAUCAAUUAAAUGUAAUCAAUUUAAUUGAUUAUAACUGUAAUCAAUUAAAAAGCAAUCAAUUUAAGAUUUUUUU